This is a messenger RNA of Procambarus clarkii (red swamp crayfish), 3920 nucleotides long. RefSeq names its product two pore potassium channel protein sup-9. Gene Ontology annotation, cellular component: plasma membrane. The record is from RefSeq and is a predicted model, not a curated record. Gene Ontology annotation, molecular function: outward rectifier potassium channel activity; potassium ion leak channel activity. Gene Ontology annotation, biological process: potassium ion transmembrane transport; stabilization of membrane potential. NCBI's taxonomy places the organism in Eukaryota, Metazoa, Arthropoda, Malacostraca, Decapoda, Cambaridae.
AUGUGCCAGUAUCAACAUGUAAACACACUCAGCUGGAGCAGACACCCGAGGACACUCAACUGCUGCAGCCACACAUCUGAGUGCAUCACCGAGCUUGCCCUCAGUCCACAGUUGCUGUUGAGACGUGGCCGAGGGUCCUUCGCCUCCAUCUUCCAACGCCAGAUUCUGAAGUAUCCAUGUAACGCCCAGCAGUUUUGAAAGGAAAGUCCAAUUGUUCUGCCAUCAGCUCGCGUCCCGUCGGUACUGCAGUAUUGAAGAUUUGUUCGUAGUGAGAAUUUGGCUUCAAGUUAUCGCUGCGAGUAUAAUAUAUCAAGUGACACAAGCGACAACAAAUUUCGUGAAAUAAUAAAUUUCGGAUUUAGAAACUUGUCCCCAGCGUUCAUCAUCUUGCUGGAUGGUCAGCAGUGAGAGAAAGAGGCAGCACAACACCGGUCCCUGUUGCAAGAUUUUGACCCGAAGUUUCCACGCUGAAGAUCGAGGUGGAGGCCGAGGCCAGAAUGCGGCAGCAGAAUGUUCGGACUCUGUCGCUGGUGGUGUGCACCUUCACCUACCUCCUGAUCGGUGCCGCCGUGUUCGAUGCCCUCGAGUCCGACACCGAAGCCGAGAGACUACGGAUUAUUGAAAGCGUCCGGAAGCAGUUACAAGGCAAAUACAACAUAAGCGGGUCCGAGUACAAGCUGAUAGAGACGGUAAUCAUUGAGAACCAGCCACACAAGGCUGGACCCCAGUGGAAGUUCGCGGGAGCCUUGUACUUCGUGACAGUGGUCGUCGCCAUGAUUGGCUACGGUCACUCCACUCCUGAGACUGUAGGAGGGAAGGCUUUCUGUAUCGUGUACGCUGUGGUCGGCAUCCCCCUGGGGAUGGUCAUGUUCCAGUCCAUUGGUGAACGACUCAACAAGUUCACCUCCAUCAUUAUCAAGAAGAUGAAGAAGAUGCUGGGGUGCGCGACGACGGAGGCGACGGACGUGAACCAGCUGUGUGUAACGGGUACCCUCUCCUCUAUCGUUAUGACCGCCGGCGCCGCCGUCUUCUCCCACUACGAGAACUGGAACUACAUCGACGCCUUCUACUACUGCUUCAUUACCCUCACCACUAUCGGCUUCGGCGACUUCGUAGCCCUCCAGAAGGAUAACGCCCUCACCACCAAGCCUGGCUACGUGGCUCUCUCACUCGUCUUCAUCCUCUUCGGCCUCACCGUCGUCGCCGCCUCCAUCAACCUGCUCGUCCUCCGCUUCAUGACCAUGAACACGGAGGAUGUGAAGGCCGGGGACUACGAGAUGCAGGACGCCUCACAGUCGGUGGUGACUCUUGACGGAGAGCUGAUGGCCAUCAACGGGAAGCUCCUGGCGGGGACACACGACUCUGAGGGCCGGGAGGGACGCGUCGGGUCCUUCACCAGCGUCGCCACCGUCUGCUCCUGCACCUGCUACCCCAAGCCACACCACAGCCCCAUCCACACCUCCCACCGCUACUCCGUUGUCAGGUCACCGUCAAGGAUCUCCAACCUGUUGCUGGAGCAAGGGUCGGGGUACAAGGGCGGCCCCCACCAAGGCGACCAGUUCCCGCCUCUCCUUCACGACUCCUUCAUGGUAGCCAACUACCUCAAGACUAAGCGCUCUUCCGUUUGAAUCACCAGCUGACGAGGGAUGACACCAGCCGACGAGAGGUGACACCAGCUGACGAGCGGUGACAAAAGCUGACGAGAGGGUGACACCGGGUUGACGCGCGAUGACAACUGGUAAAGUGACAGUAACAGGUGACCGCCUGUCUAGGUGACGGAUCAAUAACGGACCUGUGACGAGAUGUGACGGUAGGGAGGGUGUGGUGACGGGGUCUGUAACACAUAUAUACCAUAGAAAGCGGCAGCGUACAGAGUAUACUACAGGAAUAUGUGUCGUUAAGUUACCGGACGUAACUCCCAAGUAACAGGAGAGUGGCAACAAGCAACAGAAGUGACAACGUCACGUAACGGGUAACUGAUUGCCUAAAUUACGAACAACAGGAACAACGGAGAGCAACAGCGUCCUCUUCUGAGUGGCGCUUAGCAGCCUAACGGGCUAGUAUAAACGGCAGACAACGGAUAAACGAGAAAUAACAGAAAAACAUAAAAUACCGUUGGCAGUGACUAAUAUAGGACACACGACAAAAAUAUAUAUAAUAUUGACUUUCUGAAUACUCUACUAUAGGCUUCCUGAACGUGACUAUAGUAUUGACAGAAGAAAUGUAUUAAAAAAACGCAUUCAGUACAGCCAGAAGUCAGUAUUGUAUAGUAUUCAAGUACGUAUAUUGAGAUAAUAAGAUACAUCUCAAAAAAAAUGAUAGAGUAGCAUAGGCUAUUUCUCACCCUCUUACAUUGUACAGUAUGGGUCUUAACUAGCGGAACUAUAGCCAGAAUUGAUACUGGAAUCAACAGAAGUAUUGCCAAAAUUGAUACUGGAUUAAUAGCAGUAUUACCAGAAUUGAUAAUGUAUCAACAGCAGUAUUGCCAGAAUUGAUACUGGAUCAACAGCAGUCUUAUCAGAAAUGAUUAAUGAAUUGAAUCAUACAACGAUGUUCCAAGUAGUUUGUCUUAUAUUAUAUAACAACUAGCAACAGUGUUACCAAAAGUGAGUAAUGUAUUUAGAAUCAACGACAGUAUUGCCAGAAGUGAUCUUUGCAUUUUGACACGACAAAACGAUUCAUACAUUUGAACUUCCUAGCAGUAUUACCAAAAGAUUGUGAUACUUUGCCUCAGUAGCAGUAAUGCCAGGGUAAACCCAUCGUAUUUUGGUUUACCUUCGCAGGUAUAUUUCUAGAAGAGAAUAUCGUAUUUUGACUGAAGUGGGAAGAAGUAUUACCGAACGAGAAUACUGUAGUUUGCCUUCUUAACUAGCAGCAGUAUUACCAAUGUUCAACAUUAUAUUCCUUCAUGGCGGUAUUAACUGGAAUUUAUCAGUAAAUUUUUAUUCAUCUAAAUCGUUGUUACCUGAAGAAGUUAUUGCAUUUUUUAUUCAACAAUACAGUAGUCAGAGGGAAUGACUGUAUUAGAUGUAGGAUGACUGUAUAGAAUGCAUUUUGCAUAAACAACAUUGUUGCCAAAAACGUGAACUCGCAGUUAAAUAUAUCUUUAGGUAAAAUGUAUAUAAAGUCUGUGUAUGGAACUUGAGAAGCAAAUAAUUAUCAAUGCUGAAAUAUUGACGCUAUACUGCAAGCGACAAUGAAGGAUGGUGAUUGUUGAUGUCGAGAGCGACAUAUUGAAGAUGGUGACUGUGACGACGAUAGUGACAACUAGGAUGAUGAUGGUGGUGAUAACGACACAUUACUAUUAACAUCUUUAUUGACAAAAACAUAACAUUUUGCCUCAUCUGAGUAAUUCAACUAGGCCGUGUUACAGUGAGGUGCUGCUCAUCUUCGCUGUCACACAGGCCAUAGGACCAUACACUAGACAACAGGCCUAAAUUGUAGACUGAAACUCAUACAUGUUUUUAUGAGGUAACAUGCUAUACUGCUGAGGAGAAUGACAACUGUAUGCAGGCGAUGAGUCACAAUAACGUGGCUAAAGUAUGAUGACCAGACCACACACUAGAAUGUGAAGGGACGACGACGUUUCGGUCCGUCCUGGACCAUCCUGGACUGGAUGGUUUCGGUCCGUCCUGGACUGACAACUGUAUCAUGUAUCCCCACACACAUCCCCCUCUAACCUGCCACUUUUCACGGUGGGUGACGUCGCCCGCGUCAAGUUCAAGUACGUUUAUUGAGAAAAGAAAGUACAUCUCAAAGGGAUAAAGUAGCUUAGGCUAUUUCAACCUCUCCCCGCCCCGUCGUUAACGUGUGCGCAGAGUCGCUAAUGAAAAUCAUUUUUGCGCAUGACGCUAUGAAUUAUUUCACAUAAUAAUUUAUUAAGAAGAUAUGUGCCAAAUUUGGCUUUGCGCUUUCAUGAU